AUGGCUAGAUACAACACAUGGGGCCUGCAGCGACGGAAGACGACUUCUUCAGACGAAAGACUUCAAAUACGGACUCGUUCUCUCCUUGUCUUGAGAGAUCCCAUCACAGGAAUCACAUACCAUUCCAGUCAAACACACAAAGUUCUCAUCAUGAAGUUAUCAUUUUUCCUCUUGACCAUCGCCAUUUCAGGUGUCAUGAUGUCUCCCACUAUCAACAGAAGGCAGAACGACGUGCAGAAGUGCGUCAAAGGGCAGGGAGACAUGAAGGGCAAAGCAUACGACGGGCCAGUCAACAAUUGCAAGAAAGAAUGCUUUCUCAACGAAGGUCCUGAUCAACCAAACGCUGGGCUCCUAUGCAAGGGAUACUGCCGAGUAGUUGGUCACCCGGGGCCUAUCAGCGAAUGUAGAGGCGGGUUCUUCGCCGUGAGCCGCUUCAUUGUGUGGGUUGUGGCGCCGACGACAACCAAGAUCAUGGGCUGCCAGGCAGGAACGAACAUGGCUUCUAUCUGCUGCCGAAACAUGCGAUAA
Messenger RNA from Aureobasidium pullulans EXF-150, 528 nucleotides. RefSeq lists its product as uncharacterized. The record is from RefSeq and is a predicted model, not a curated record. The transcript has 3 exons. NCBI's taxonomy places the organism in Eukaryota, Fungi, Ascomycota, Dothideomycetes, Dothideales, Saccotheciaceae. The coding region runs from base 1 to 528 and encodes 175 amino acids.